Cervus elaphus (red deer) is the source of this 909-nucleotide messenger RNA. RefSeq names its product melanoma-associated antigen B17-like. Gene Ontology annotation, cellular component: nucleus. Lineage: Eukaryota; Metazoa; Chordata; Mammalia; Artiodactyla; Cervidae. The record is from RefSeq and is a predicted model, not a curated record. The coding region runs from base 1 to 909 and encodes 302 amino acids. Gene Ontology annotation, biological process: negative regulation of transcription by RNA polymerase II. The transcript has 4 exons.
AUGAUAGGAAGUGACGGCCCGCGAACCAGGCUGGGGCUUGAUGCCAUCUUUGAGAGCUGCUGUAGUUUCAACCAGAGGGAGGAGUCCGAGGUCUCAUCAGGUGUCCAAGUCGGAGGGAAGCGGAGACCUCGUUCUGAAGAACUGGCAGCCCGUCAUCAGAGGGAGGAUGUCAGGGCUCAGGAGGAGGCAGGGUGCCCUCCUUGCCUGCCACCCUGCCUACACACGCCUGUGAUCCAUAACCUGUGUCACCAUGCCUCGGAGGCACAAGAACAAGGUUUUUCCUCCAGCUCCCCUGCUUCUGGUGAUCACCAGGAGCUUCAGGGAGCCAUGGCCCCUAGCUCUCCUGAUGCAGGGCCUUUCUGCACAGGAUCUGAUGAAGGUGCCCAGGGCCCAGAGGAGGAAAGUGUAGGUGCCUCCCAGGCAGCCCCGGCCACUCAGAGUACUCGCAAAGAUCCUCUGACUCCAAAGGCCAGCAUGCUGGUGGGGUUCCUGCUGGACAAGUACCCCAAGCAGCAGCCCCUUACACAGAACACCCUGCUGAAGGUCGUCAGCAGGUUGUACAGGCAGCACUUCCCCAAGAUCCUCAGGAGAGCCUCUGAGCGUGUGGAGCUGGUGUUUGGCCUGGAGCUGAUGGAUGUCGACUGUAGCAGGAAGAUCUAUGCCCUCAUCAGCAAGCUCAACCUCAGGGGCGAUGAAGGUCCAAGUGAUGAAGGAGGGCUGCCCAAGUCCGGUCUCCUCAUGGUGCUCCUCGGCAUUAUCUUCGUGAAGGGUAACCACGCAACUGGGGAGGAGAUCUGGGAAUUACUCAGUGUGUUGGAGGUCUAUGCUGGGUGGAGGCACUGGAUCUUUGGGGAGACCAGAAGGCUCAUCACCAAAGAUCUGGUGCAGAGGAAGUACCUGAUGUACUGA